Molecule: messenger RNA, 270 nt
Organism: Colletotrichum fioriniae
Lineage: Eukaryota; Fungi; Ascomycota; Sordariomycetes; Glomerellales; Glomerellaceae
Source: RefSeq, a predicted model, not a curated record
AUGGCUGAAGCAACCGUAGUACCAGAGACCUCUUCUAGUGCAGCAAAGCUAGAUUCAUUGCUCCAAAUACGCCAGGAGUUCGAUGUCACUUCCGACUUUGUCGAGGCAGCUGUAAAAAGCACGUCUCGCACUGGUGACCUCGUAGAGGUCCUGCUCCGACGGAGACCUAACUCCAUCGUCAUUACCGAGAACGUCAUGAAGGCACUGGAUCACCGGAGAAAACCGAAGCACUGGAUUCCUUGCUACGAGAACGAGCAGAAGACGUUAUAA